AUGGUUCUACUUUAUUCAUUGCCUCCACCAUGGAAUAGUCAAGCGAUUGUUAUUCCAUUUAUUGUUUCUUUUUUGUCCACUCCACCAUUCAAUAUAAUAUUUUUCUAUCGACUUAUCCAUGAAAAAUAUUAUAAGAAAAAAAAGCCAAUUGAGGAUUUACCAAUCAAAGAAUUCCGUGUAUCAGAAGUCGAAACAUCUGAUAACAUAUCUCAAUCGGCAAAACUUGAUUUGCCAAUUCUAGUUUCCAGCUCAUCUUCCGAUUCAGCCGCUGUUCAAUAA
Rotaria socialis is the source of this 279-nucleotide messenger RNA. Lineage: Eukaryota; Metazoa; Rotifera; Eurotatoria; Philodinida; Philodinidae. The record is from the annotation of a GenBank genome assembly.